UCAAGAUCUCUUGUGAUUCAGAGAAUUUCAUGCAAGUGACAAAGACAUAUGUCGGGGGAAUACGAAAGGGUUUGUCAACUUCCGACUCGACAAUCAUGACUACUAUGGGUAUUGUAUCACGACUGGCUGCAGCUGUCAAAAAUAGGAGCCACUAUGCCCUGGUUGACCUUUUGUGUGGAGGCGUGGACCGGUUUUGGAAAUGCCUUUAAUAAUCAUCCGGCCAUUUACGACGAGACCCUGUGUUCAUUAUGCACCGAGUCAGAAGGUCUCACGCGUGUUCCAGCUGCUACUCAGAUGAUGCUAGGAAGUGUCGUUGAUCUUGCCCAGAAGGCUAUUCCUCGGCCAUCACGUCGAUCUUCCUAAAAGCACCAGCCCCUUCGACCUGGGUUUUUCUUUCCCCCUUUAGCAAUGACUUGCAGUGUCACAGCAAGAAGUCGGCAAUGGAAUCGCCAAGACCCUCCAAUUCCACGGGAUCUUGAGUACUCAAAACCCUUCGCCAUUGACAAUAUGACGUUGCUAGGCAUUCAUGGACGCAUGGACGCGGAUUCAUGGUCCUCAGUCCUACUGUGGAAGCGUGGGUGUGUUGAUCGCCAUUCGCAUAAAAGUACACAUCAGCCAUUGUUUGAUAAUGUUCACGUCAGCCAGCACUGGGCCAAUCGGUGAAUAGGCCUCUCUUCCAGCCUCAGCCAUAUGGCUAUUCUUGGGUCCACAAAUUCCACUCUUUGGGUAUGGAGACGGCCGAGGGGCUGUCGAAACAUGCGGGAGGUGGUGGAAGGGCCUGUCGCCGAAAGGGUCUCAAGACUAAUUUGCCUCGCCGACCAAGGGAUUGCCAAACGAUAAAAGCAACAAUAUUGUCAUCAUCGUCUGAUCUAUUGAUAUAUCGUUCCACUUUCGCUGAUAUGAUCAUGCGCCGAUUCCCGCAUGCUACGCUGCUCACUUGUAACUCACCCUUGUUGAGCAGUCUCGUCAGAUGCAGCGGCAACAGCUUUCGUGAGACGCACAUCAAGUAUGUAUGUUCAUGGCAUCUUCAUAAUGGACGAGACUAGGAUGCGGUCAUUUGCAACCUGGGCACAAGUCGUUCCACUUGUGAAGCUCAUGAUGAGCCCUGUUUCCAUUUCUGUACCUAUUGACGCCACCAUUGUCCUCCACGCGACGCCCUUUUUCCGACGGAGGAGGCCAAUGAACUGAAUCAUAUCUCUAACUGCCACUAGUUUCUAUCGUCUGGGAAGUCGAUUCCCACCUUUGCAGUUUAUACAAGGCCCAGUUAUCAGUCAUUGUCACAGGCAAAGCGUCUGCAUGCCCUCUGUCCUUCUAUCUAGUCUCGUG
Molecule: messenger RNA, 1326 nt
Organism: Exophiala mesophila
Lineage: Eukaryota; Fungi; Ascomycota; Eurotiomycetes; Chaetothyriales; Herpotrichiellaceae
Exons: 1
Coding region: 729-1046 (105 amino acids)
Source: RefSeq, a predicted model, not a curated record